Molecule: messenger RNA, 1610 nt
Organism: Gaeumannomyces tritici R3-111a-1
Lineage: Eukaryota; Fungi; Ascomycota; Sordariomycetes; Magnaporthales; Magnaporthaceae
Exons: 3
Coding region: 528-1559 (343 amino acids)
Source: RefSeq, a predicted model, not a curated record
UUUAAAUUCGCCAUGUUAGAACAUGUUUAUUUCUCAAAAGAGUGCCGUUAUCGCAACGGCGGCUUCCAUUAUGAAUUGCAUCCUCUCGCAGGGUGUCCUGGCGCAACUUAACACCUGCUGUGGUUCAGUCACAUGCACCAUGGACUCCACGGUGGCGCGUGCGCGUCAAGAAGGAAGCUUCAACAUCCUCGCUUCAUGUGUGAGGUGGCCCUGAUAUAUAGACCUGAACCGAAUACGACAUGCCACUUUCCCAAUCCGGUAUCGCCAAGCGUGAUACCUCACACACUUCAGCAUCCUCGCUUCAACAUCCCCACGAUCCCAACCAUGGGCUCCAACAUGCUUUCAAGCCAUAGCAGCGAGCAACCUCGAAACCCAUACUCGAGUUUUCCCAGCAAGAGCUUGCGGACUGGAUACGGAGAUAUCGUCAACCUGAUGGCACCAUUGUCGACGGUGGCUCGGACUGGCACCUGCUAUCUCCCGAGGACCUCAGUAUUCUCGGCGAUCGCCUCCGCAAGGCAGUACAAAACAUGCAACUCGAACCGGCUCCGGUCGAUGCCGGCCAGCUUGGUGCAUUGUUGGAGAGCCUAGCUGCGGACGAGACUGACGAGACUGACGAGACCCGACGUCGUCGUCGUGCCCGGUCAGAGUCAGAACUGUCCACUAUACCGGAACUUACCCCGGCCGAGGUAUUGAAGGCAGGACUGGAUAGCCUUCAGAGCCUUGUUCAGGACGGCGGUCGCCCCGCGUUUCCAGCCGACCUUGCCGAGCAAGUCUACCAUGAUCCAUCCAAGUUUCUAGACAUGGUGCGGCCGUGGAUUGCACAUCCUGACUGGGUAGACCUCCCGUACGAAGCAGACAUCUACGGGGCUCAGCUGUGUAGGUGGAAAGAAUUUCGGGAGUGGCAGCGGAACAUACGGGGAUUGCCAGCCGCCGAGAACUCCGACACUAUCCCAGAAGGGCCGAAGAAGGACUUCUCCAAAUAUGCAGCCAGGGUUGAGCGCCACCUGAAGCAGCGCGGUUUCAUCCAACCAUUCUCUCUGGACCAGGACUUGCGGCAAGGAAUGUGGGAGACGUGGCUCGAAUCGCAACGUGACGAGAUUUGGAAGCAGCUCCAGGACAUGGGCUUAUUGGAGCCACCUACCACGCGGGAAUACAUUAUCAGCGACGACUGCGCUCGCGAACGGGGGGCCGUCAUGGAUCAAGCUUACAUUACCCUGAGAAACGCGCAACAGGCGGCGGACAGGGCACCGUCGGAAACAGCAAAUCGUGACCUGGAUAUCGCGCAGAAGAACCUAGAUGCCAUUCUUGAAGAGAUAGAGCCCGUCAGUCGACUCAGACGAACCACGUUCAAGAUUGGCGGCGUGGAGCGGAAGAUCCGCUGCCAUACCGCCCGAGUGGAGUGGAUUCGGGAGCAGCUGCUUCAGAUCGAGGCUGACGAACGCAAGCGGCCAGCCGAGACGGCGAGAUCGGCGGAAUCAACCAAGACAAGGGGUCGAGAAACUCUUGACGGCGACGGAGAAGCUAUGAAACAAGCUCCGGCCACACAACGCCGGCGUUAGGAGCCCGAGUCUCCGUUUCUGCGGUGGCUGCCGCCGAGACGACGAACCAUC